CAAUCUGAUCAUCAUCACUCAAAGAUUAUUUGGUUAUGUGCUUGGCAGCUGCAAAUAAGCUGAUAUUAUUUUGAUUUGGUUUCCUAAAUCGUUGGGAGGAGGGACUGUAAAAAAGCAUAGGUUCCCAAUGCAGAUCCUCCCGUUUCGAGGAGGCGCACUUGUGUGCUUCAUUGCUUCCUUGUUAUUUGUUGCCAGUUUUUGCAAUGCCGAUGCUAAAACAGUCGAGGUUGUCGGGGCUGGUGAGUGUGCAGAUUGUGCAGAGAAUAACUUGGAGAUUAGCCAGGCUUUUUCAGGGCUACGAGUAAGCAUAGACUGCAAGCCCGAAAAUGGGAAGAACUUUAAAACACGAGGAUCAGGGGAGCUUGAUAAACAAGGCAAUUUUAAAGUAUUCGUUCCAGAGGAUUUGGUUGAAAAUGGGGAACUGAAGGAAGAAUGCUAUGCACAGCUUCACAGUGUAUCGGCAGCACCUUGUCCCGCCCAUGAUGGCUUGGAGUCGGCCAAGUUAGUGUUGAAGUCCAGGAGUGAUGGGAAACACGAGUUUGGGUUAAAAGGAAAGCUCAGAUUCUCACCUCUAACCUGUGCUUCUGCCUUCUUUUGGCCUCACUUUAAGUUUCCUCCCUUGCCUAAGUGGAACCAUCCCCCUUUGCCCAAGUUUCCACUUCCCCCAUUCAAAGGCUUCCACCACCAUUAUCCAAUAAUCCCUCCCAUCUACAAGAAACCUCUUCCGCCACCGUCCCCGGUGUACAAGCCCCCUCCAGUUCCCGUAAACCCACCUGUUCCAAUCUAUAAACCUCCACCAGUUCCAGUCUAUAAACCUCCUCCAGUUCCAGUAAAACCACUUCCUCCACCUGUUCCAAUCUACAAACCUCCACCAGUUGAAAAACCACAUCCUCCACCUGUUCCAGUCUAUAAACCUCCACCAGUUCCAGUAUACAAGAAACCAUGUCCUCCACCAGUUCCAGUCUAUAAAUCUCCUCCGGUUCCAGUAUACAAGAAACCGCAUCCUCCUCCAGUUCCAGUCUAUAAGAAACCACAUCCACCUCCAGUUCCAGUAUACAAGAAACCAUGUCCUCCCCCAGUUCCAGUCUAUAAAUCUCCUCCAGUUCCGGAACCACAUCCUCCGCCAGUUCCAGUCUAUAAGAAACCACAUCCACCUCCAGUUCCAGUAUACAAGAAACCAUGUCCUCCCCCAGUUCCAGUCUAUAAAUCUCCUCCAGUUCCGGAACCACAUCCUCCGCCAGUUCCAGUCCAUAAGCCUCCUCCAGUUCCGGUAUACAAGAAACGAGUCCCUCCUCCGGUUCCAAUCUACAAGCCCCCUCCAGUUCCUGUAUACAACAAACCACUACCUCCCCCGGUUCCAGUGUAUACGAAGCCACUUCCACCACCUGUUCCAACCUACAAACCAAAACCCCUCCCUCCCAUUCCUUACAAGCCACUCCCUCCACUUCCCAAGAUCCCUCCAUUCCCUAAGAAGCCAUGCCCUCCCCUUCCUAAGCUACCCCCUCUUCCCAAGAUUCCUCCCAAGUAUUUCCACCACCACCCUCCCCUUCCUAAGCUACCUCCUCUCCCUAAGAUUCCUCCCAAGUAUUUCCACCACCAUCCCAAGUUCGGAAAAUGGCCUCCUUUGCCACCCUUUGCUCCCCAUCAUCCUUAAGCUAUCUUGCAUUGUUUUACGCAUUUAAUGAAGGUGGUUAGUGUGAACAAGUUCCCCAGCAGUACCUCAUGCAAUAAAUGUAGCAACAAAAGAAGAAGAAGAAAAUUGUUAAAAUUAAGAGAGGAAUUGUUAAUUUAUUAUUUAUAUGUUUUGUUAAUUACUUUAUGAUAUGAAUGUGUGAAUUUCUAAUUUUCUGUUGCAAUAAAUUCCAGUACAUUAACUUUUCUUUUUC
Messenger RNA from Gossypium raimondii (Peruvian cotton), 1886 nucleotides. RefSeq names its product proline-rich protein 4. The record is from RefSeq and is a predicted model, not a curated record. The transcript is spliced from 2 exons. NCBI's taxonomy places the organism in Eukaryota, Viridiplantae, Streptophyta, Magnoliopsida, Malvales, Malvaceae. Bases 128 to 1654 code for a protein of 508 amino acids.